UUUCUUUUCUUCUUUCACUUUUCUUUAUUCCACACUCACAGCAACAAACCAUCAUCCAAGUCAUCCACUGAUUAGAAAUGUCGACACCCCAAUCUUCAUCAACCGUCUACGCUGUUGCCUUUCGUCAACAUGAUUUGAACCUGUAACCAAGGUAACAAAAACCCUGUUAUUCCAUCGAUGGUACUCAGUGGCCGACUACGAUUCAUUACCCCGACGUUCAUGGAAGUGCUGAGUGAUCGGACCCAAUGUUGUCUCCUCCUCUUCGCCAUAGUGGGUGUCGACAGUAAGCACAAGUGCCUCAACCCGCUGUGCCCAAGUUCCAUGUUUCUCCACCCUCUCCUCCUUCCGUUGGCCAUCGCUUGUGUUGAUCAUACGUGGCUGGCCCAAGCAAUUAUCGUCGUUAUUCUCCUCUACGAUCAUCGUCUCCUUCAUUCUAUUCCAUACCGAUCGUGGCAUAUUCUUCUCGACCGAGAGGAUUUCACUGUCGUAUUUUUAUCGACAGGGCAACCCGAGCACACUUUUUAUUCUCACUAUCACACCGACCAGCUCACUUCUCCGUUUCAUGCGUCCAGUUCAGACGAUUUCCCAACACCUCCCGACUGUCCACCACUGGCGUCGGACAAUCCUGACUAUAACCAUCGAGGGUGUUCCUCCGCAGUUCCGAUUAAAGAAAACUUGAAAGGAUAUUUGCACUAUGAAAACAAGUAG
Hibiscus syriacus is the source of this 708-nucleotide messenger RNA. RefSeq lists its product as uncharacterized. Lineage: Eukaryota; Viridiplantae; Streptophyta; Magnoliopsida; Malvales; Malvaceae. Bases 178 to 708 code for a protein of 176 amino acids. The transcript is spliced from 2 exons. The record is from RefSeq and is a predicted model, not a curated record.